AUGCCUGGUCGACCUAUUGAGAUUCUCACCAGGUCUUUUGAUGAGACUUCGGAGCAUAUUCCAACAUAUACUGGAUCGCCCUGGCAAUUGUUUACCUCUGAUCUUCGCCUCUUUUUUCGCAACAUUCUGUAUCUGCCCUUCAUAUUUCUACCUUUGACCCCUUGGGCAUCGGGUCCAUUAUGUGAACUUUAUCCAUCUCUGCCGAAUAUCUUAGAUAUUCUUCUUCAUUGCGUACUUUUUGUGCUGCAGAUUGCGUUCUUGGUUUCCUUGCUCUUUUCACUUUACCUCCCAGUCUUAGUUUUCUUUUCUUAUAUUUCAAUAUUCCUCGUUGUGAACUAUAUCAUAUGCGAAUUUUUGAAUCGAGGUAUCCCUAAAGAAGGUCUCAAAUCAACCAAUGAUGAACAGUCAAGAGGUUGGGCAAGAUACGAUGAUGAGUACUGGAUUUUUCUGAACGGGAUCUGUGUUGGAAAAAACUGGCUACAGAAUAAUGUCGAUCGUCUUGCUCGAACGUUUCAUCGUCCCAUUGUGGGUGUUCAUAACAAGACAAGUUCUGGUGUCGUCUUCGAUAUCAUUCAGUGUCUUAUUCAAAGAUCUAUGCUAUAUGCAACUUCAGAUGUUCGCGAAUGCUACGCACUGGUCAAAAAGGCUCUCUACCGCAAAGGGGUUAAAAAAGUAGUUUUCAUCCUCCACUCUCAGGGUGGUAUAGAGGGUGGAAUGAUCUUGGACUGGCUUCUCAACGAAGUUCCUCAGGACCUCUUGCAAUACCUUGAGAUAUACACAUUUGGCUCCAUAGCCAACCAUUUUAACAAUCCAUAUCGACAAGUCAUCUCGCACGGUGUGAACUCUGAGUCGACAGAAAAUAUGAUACAGAUAACGCCAGGACACGACCGUGCAAUUCGGCAUAUAGAGCAUUAUGCGAACAGAUACGACUUUGCGAGCCGAUUUGGAGUGCUUAACUUUACGAAGAAGGCACCCGAAAAUCACCUCGAGAACCGCUUUAUGGGUAAGGUAUUCGUGAAUCCAAGGUCAGGACAUCAGUUAAACCAACACUAUCUUGACACGAUAUUUCCUCUUGAUAAAACCAACAGUUUUACGAGAGACCCUCGAGAAGGUGAUUUUAUGGAUUUGAAUGCGGUUUUGAAGGAGCCUGGUCAAUACGAAACGAAAGCAGAAUCAAGGGUACCGCACCUUAUUCUCAACAACCUUGAUUCAGACCAAAAGGAGACGCAGAUACUCAAUUUUAGCCCAGUGUUGACAUCACGUGUGAAUACAGAAUGGGAAGGGGAUAUAGGUAUCAACGGGGCGGAUCUACAGGCCAAGUUGAAAACUCGCGAUCUUAGUAGGCUAUGGCAGUAUCGAAACGGGGGUCGGCCCCGGUUCUCGUGUUAA
This is a messenger RNA of Penicillium manginii, 1389 nucleotides long. RefSeq lists its product as uncharacterized. The transcript has 3 exons. Bases 1 to 1389 code for a protein of 462 amino acids. The record is from RefSeq and is a predicted model, not a curated record. NCBI's taxonomy places the organism in Eukaryota, Fungi, Ascomycota, Eurotiomycetes, Eurotiales, Aspergillaceae.